Messenger RNA from Uloborus diversus, 870 nucleotides. RefSeq lists its product as uncharacterized. Lineage: Eukaryota; Metazoa; Arthropoda; Arachnida; Araneae; Uloboridae. The coding region runs from base 1 to 870 and encodes 289 amino acids. The transcript has a single exon. The record is from RefSeq and is a predicted model, not a curated record.
AUGAUAGACGCAAUUCAUUUAAAACCUAGCUUUGACUUUAAGGGAGGAAAUGUUGUUGGGUCAGCAUUUGACUGUGAUGAUGCAGCAACAAGUGCACAUACAUUUAUGAUUCAAAGCAUGCAAUCAAAUUACAAAGAAGUUGUACACGUUUUGCCGGUAAAAUCCAUAGCAGCUGAAACUCUGCAUGCAUUUAUCAAAAAGGUUAUUAUGGGAUUGGAAGAAAUUGGCUUCAUGGUGAUUUCUGUUGCAACUGACAACAAUUCCAUCAACCGUAAAGCAAUGUCAUUUUUUGCUGAUCCACCUCAAUUAAUGACAGCUUAUAAACACCCGUCAGAUCCCGAAAGGCCUCUUUUUUUUCUUUUUGAUGUGGUUCACAUCUUAAAGUGCAUCCGCAACAACUGGCUGAACCAAAAGAGUGAGGGACAAUCGAUGUAUUACCCAAACUUUGAUUCUAUCAACUCAUCGUCUAUUAAAAAACUGGACACUGCAUGCUUUAAGACAUUGAGAGCUAUGCAUGAGUUGGAGCAUGCAAAAAUAGUCAAAUAUGGCUAUGGACUGACGCUCAAAGCGUUGAAUCCAACAAAUCUUGAGCGCCAAAAUGUAAAGCUUGUAUUACAGGUGUUUAAUGAACACGUAAUCGUAGCUCUGAAUGAGCUUGGUGAAAAGCACAAUUUGCCUUUCCACAAAGAAACUGCCGCCUAUAUAAAUAUUAUUUUAAAAUGGUGGUGGAUUGUCAAUGUGAAAACUCCUGAUAAAGGAAGAAGGUUGAAAAACAGCUUGAUGUAUCCAUUAAGCAAUGCACCUAAUGAUGAACGAAGGAUUUUUUCUGUCUCAGUUUAUUACAUGGCUCAAUAUUUGGCAGGAUUGUAA